GGCUGAAAUACGGAGUGACUGCGUAAACUAAGUCCAGCAAGCAAGAAUCCUUUGAAACACGCGCAGAGAUUAAGGGAGUGUUCACCUGAGUUCGUGAAGACAAGCAGUAGGCGAGUGAGUGAAGCUGAGUGGGAGGAGGAAGGAGAGAGAGAGAGAGACAGAAGCGACGAGACAGUGACGCUUACAAACGAAAGAGAUAAAAACAAAGGUACUACAGUCACAGCCAUGAAGAGCAACCACACCUUCCGCUACCUGUCCCAAGCCCAAGCCCAGUACCUGCCCCAGGAGGUCAACUUCUGGACCAUGGCGAUCGUUGCUGUCGGCACGGGCUUCAUUCUCACGGUGGCGGUCUCCAUUUAUUUGAUCUGCCAGACGCGGCUGGAGCGCCCUCUGGCAGUGCGGCAACAGCGAACAGUCCGGUACAUCAGCCAUGGACCAGACCUGCACCUCCGCCCGCACCAGUGUCCCCCGACCAACGCCCCGCACCUCGACGACCUAGCCCUCACACCGUACCACCUCCAGGACCCACCGCAAGAGGUCGCCGCCUCUCUACACUAGCUCUGUUUCUCUCCCUACCCUCAAAAUUAGGCUCGCCGCUGCACAGGCAAGAGAACAGCGUGAAAGGAAGGUUCCACACGCAGAUGAGCUUCAAGAGGCUUACGAAAACAGAUGAUAACAUUACCGCUAACAAUGGGACAUUCUCGAUUAAUUGCAGAAGGAGGUGGAAGGAAACACGGGUGCACUGAGUUGACUGUACUUCCCUAAGGUAAAGGUGGGUGCAUACGCUAUAUCUGCGCGUGGCUGCGGUGCUCUACUCCAAUCCGUUGACCCAUUGAGCUUGUGGUAGGUUAGAACCACUUACCUCGGGACGACGGGCCAAUGUGAAAUCCGGGAUUGCCACAGUUUAUCUUCCCCAGAUUUCCCCAGGCAGCCAUUUAUCGACCAGCCCGAAAGGGAGGAUGAAGAGCUGGGUAAGCUGAACGCCGACUGCCCUGGCCACGGUUCGAACCCGGGCCCGUGGAGUAAUAGCCAGGAACGCUGACCUCUAGACCACGGAGGCGUGAGUGAAACUAGUCGGAAAUACACUCACCUCAUUACGCCUUUCUUUAUAUCGUCCUCCUUCUCCAUUACCACCACUAUUUGACAUAUACGAAUUGCAGUAUCAUCAAUUUCUCAACGUCACAAGAAAAUGAAACUCCUCACACACCAGAAAGCCACGACAACGCAUUGCCAAAUUCACCUCCAACGCCCCACACCCACACCCAUACCCACACACACACACACACACACACACACACACACACACACACACACACACACUACUUCACACCACUCUGCAUCAUCUCUCUCAGGCUCUUGACGAUUCACCGCCGCCCCGACAGCAUCACUUAGACUGACACAAACACAACACCACAUCCAACACGCACGUCGAUCCCUCCUUGCAUCAAUCUAUUGUCCUCGCCAUCAAUCUGCACACCCAAUAACAAUACAUCUGCCUGGCGCUAUAAACACACGGACUCUCCUACAAUAUACCCCAACGGAACAUAAAAGAAAUGGUACCCUGACGAAAAGUAAUGUAAGCGCAGACAGCUGGGUGAAAAGAGCUGCCAAUCCUCUCCCUCUCCCUUGCCACACACAGACAGAAGUAACACAAGGAGGAGAGGAAUAUGAAAAGGAUGAAAUGUGUGAAUACCGUCUGAAUGUAGCUACGCCGUAUCUACCCUCGUGUCCUCUCGUUAGGAACACACACACACACACACACACACGAAGCAUUCCUAUCAAGUGGCACGUCGUAAAGAGCAAUGGAGUGUGUGUGUGUGUGUGUGUGUGUGUGUGUGUGUGUGUGUGUGUGUGUGUGCGCGCUUCUCCAGUCUCCCGAGAUGAAGGUUCCGACUGGCUGGUUCGUCUGAAGGCAUAUUGCGAUCACCUGCAUGAAUGGGUUAAUUGUAUUGGAAGGGGAGAAAGUUGUUUGACCAAAGUGAACGAGCAGGUGCAACUUUCUCACGUUAUGACUUUCCGCUCUUAAGACCUGAGGAAUUGUACUGAAGGAGAGAUGUUGUAUGAUUUGACAAGUGGAUGUAAUUUUCUUUCAUAUUGCACACUCUUAAGACAGCACGAAGAGUCAUUGUAUUAGAGAAGAUAACGGUGUAAACGAAGCGAAAGAAUAAAUGCAAUAUUGUGUUUUAGAAGACAAGACUCCAAAACCAGUAUCAAUAUUUAGUUUCUUCAUUAGUUUUAUUUGGUUUAUUAAUAUUUCUUUCCUUUAUAUUAGCGCUGCGUUGUUUUCCACUCGGCUUAUCGGAAAAAACGCAACGUGAUUAUUUUUUUUAUUAGAUAUCGAGGAACGUGUUGGAACAUGAUUGAUUGCCGCCAGUGACGUGUGCGCGGCUUUCCAUUGUGUGACUAAUGAGCAACACCCGUAACCUAUUCCCCUGUUUCUAAUUAGGAGUAACUGAGGAAUGUGAGCCAGGUAUUGGUGCGUGUAUUCUCUCCUCUGCCUUUCUGAUACCAAUACCACCACCAUCACCACCAUUGUUACCCCGACCACCACCACCACAAUGACUAAACUUGCACCAUCCUACCACCACUACUACUACUACUACUACUACUACAACAACCACUACCGUCAGCAUCACUUUUAUAACCACCACAACUACCCAAAAACAUCUGUUAUACCGUCACCACAACUCACCACAACACCUACUACCAUCUACAACUACCACUCCAUAACUACCACUACCACAAAAUAAUAACCACCACCACCACUAUCACAACCUCCCGAAACGUCCUCUACUACUACCACUACCACUACUACAACUCUUAUCACAACCACAACCAUUAAUACUACUUCCAUAACCGCCAACCUCCUUUAUCAUCAACACCACUCCUAUUCCUUUUAUACCACCACCACACAACCACCACCAUCAGCCACCCUCGGCAAUCGCUUCUCGCCCAACACUCCGCCCUGUAAUUGCUUGUCGAUUAACCAAACACGCGCCGGCGGAGGUUGAACAGAGUGGGAAUUAUACAGCGGUGGUUCAACGGAGAGGAGACCGAGGAUGCGAGAGGGAGUGCACGGACGUUCUCAUCGAAGCUCCCAUCAAAGAGACUCCUUCGAUUGGUAAACUUGUUAGACAGAGGAUGUUAUGAAAGGGAAUACAGCUUUUCUAAUGACACCUGGUACACUCUGAGACCUUCCUACUUGACCUCCUAAGCAGUAAAUGUCGACUUCCUGUUAGACACACACGCACACACCUUCCUCCUGUCACACCUAUCCCAUCCAGCGUUGCCAAAUUAUCGUACUAUUUUCAUUUUAUUUUUCU
Molecule: messenger RNA, 3323 nt
Organism: Eriocheir sinensis (Chinese mitten crab)
Lineage: Eukaryota; Metazoa; Arthropoda; Malacostraca; Decapoda; Varunidae
Exons: 3
Coding region: 226-558 (110 amino acids)
Source: RefSeq, a predicted model, not a curated record